AUGAAGCAUUGGAAUGAGAUCGACGCGACUUUAAAUCGUCUCAUCGACGUCAAAAUCUAUUGUUCGACAAGAACAAAUCUUCGUGUUGUGAUUGGCAAUGUUCCCGGACCAAUGGUGUAUGGUUGCAUUUCAUUCGCUACUGAGGCUGAUAGUGACGACGGUCUUCCGCACACAUUGGAGCAUUUGGUGUUCAUGGGAAGCAAAAAGUAUCCAUUUAAGGGUAUUUUGGAUAUUAUUGCGAAUCAGUGUUUGGCGAACGGAACGAAUGCGUGGACGGAACGCGAUCACACCGCUUUUACACUGACAACGGUUGGAAGCAACGGAUUUUUCAAAGUUCUGCCAAUUUACAUCGAGCAUUUGCUUAAUCCAAUGCUUACGGAAUCUCAAUUCACCACCGAAGUCCACCAUAUUGAUGGCGAAGGAAACGACGCGGGCGUCGUUUAUUCGGAAAUGCAAGGAGCCGAGUCCGACAUGCAGGAGAUUAUAGUGCGAAAGGCCAAACAAAUGAUCUAUCCUUGUGGUCAUCCGUACGCCGUCGACACUGGUGGUCGAUUGAAGAAUCUGCGAGAAUCGUGCACAAUUGAAAAAGUGCGCGCCUACCACAAAAAAUAUUACCAUUUGUCGAACAUGGUGGUUACUGUAUGCGGAAAAGUAGAUCAUUCGAAAUUGUUGCAAAUCAUGGAAGACGUCGAACAGGAGCAUAUGGCAUCAGUUCCAGAAGUAUUCCCUCGUCCAUUCUCGAUUCAACCCUGCGAAAUCAAGGAAAGUAUUGUUGAAGUGAUCAGAUAUCCAUCAGACGAUAUUACAAAUGGAGCUGUUGAAUUAACAUGGCUUGCUCAUGAUUCCAGUGAUCUACACCACGAGACCGCAUUCAACGUGCUUUCUGAUUAUUUCACAAAGACCGCGGUUUCGGUAUUCAAAAAGGAUUUUGUGUUUUUAGAAAGCCCGUUGGCCAGUAGCGUUUUAAUGUGCACCGUCAACUCGGUUCCUUGUGAAGUUAGUUUACAGUUUUGUGGGGUUCCAGUCAGCAAGGUUGACGAGAUUUUGUCAAAAAUUAAAAAUGAGACGAUUCCCAACCAUUUGGAGGCAUCGACGUGGGACAUGGAGCGAAUGGGAUUUCUGAUUGAUCAGAACAUUCUAGAAUUGAAAAAUAAGUUGGAAACGAGUCCACAAAAUAUUAUAAUGGAGAAGGUGAUUCGAAAUCAAAUAUCGGACAACGACGAAGAAUUGCUUAAAAUGAGAUUAUUAGAGAUCGAUUACUUACGAUCAUUGAAAUCACAACCAGCCGCCUUUUGGAUUGAGCUUCUCCGAAAAUACUUAUUAAAGCCAUCAGUGUGUGUAGUGGCAAUUCCUGAUGGCGAGCUUGUGACAAAGGUAGCAGAGGAAGAACGAAAACGAAUUAUUAAUCAACGAGAACGACUCGGAGAGAGCGGAUUGCUAAAGAAGAAAAACGAACUCGACGAAGCGAUAAAGGAGAAUGCGUCGCAACAUCCGACGCACGAGCUCCUUGAUAAGCUGAUGGUGAAGGAUUUGGAGGAUUUCGAUCGAUUUCCUGUUCAAUCGCUGACCAAAGAUUCGGCCGGUUUGACAUCAAUUCAAGCCAAAUUCUUGUCGCAAUUCCCAUUCGAUGCUACACUUCACAAUUGCCCAACGAAAUUCGUUGAAGCAAUAUUUCUCCUGGAUUCUGGAGACCUCAGCCUUGAACAAAGAUGUCUUCUUCUUCUUUUCACCGAUCUUCUGUUUCAAUCUCCCGCCGUAAUCGACGGAAUCCAGCAAUCAGCGGAAGACGUCGCAAAACUCUCAACAAAACAUUUGAUUGAUCAUUCGGUCAACGUCGGCGUCUCGAAUCAGUACAACCGAUUCGUUAGUUUGACGCUAAAAGUCGAAACUGAAAAUUUUGAAAAUUUAUCAAAAUGGGUUCAAAUCUUUCUUCAGGGCGUCAUUAUCGAUGGCAGUCGGGUUAACAUGGUGGCUCAACGUCAAGCAUCAAUGGCGAAAAAUAAAAAAAGAGAUGGAAGUGCGGUGGCGCAAUUCGCGUUGAAAUAUCUCAAUUUCGAGAAAAAUUCGAAUUCUAGCCUUUAUAAUUGCAUGCUAUUAGAACAUUGUUAUGAGAAUAUAGCAAAAGAAGCUGUGGAAAAUCCGAAAAUAGUAAUUCAGAAGCUCGAAGAUCUUCGACAAGCACUUUUCACCAAAGGAUUGAACGUUCAUAUUGUCUGCGAUGUAGAUUUGAUUGACGAGAAGCUGAUGACAUUAGAUCUGUGGCAAUGGUAUCAAAAGGAUUUCCGAUUCGGAAUAGGCGAGAAGUUCUCGUGUUCACCUGGCGAGGAUAACAAAUCCACCACUGGAAGCGGAUAUCUCAUCGGAAUCGGCGGAUCGGAAACCUCGUUUAUUAUUCAAUCAACAACGAUUGAUUCCGAUUUUAAUUCUGAGGACAUCGCGCCAAUAAUGAUCCUUGCGCAGUACAUGAGUCAAUUUGAAGGACCACUUUGGAAUGCAGUUCGUGGAGAUGGACUAGCUUACUCUAUAAAAAUCAAUGUAUUCCCUGAUGACAAACGAAUUUUCCUUGUGUUAUACAGAUGUGCACAACCAAUAAUGGCUUAUGAGAGAACAAAAUACACUGUGAUGAAUUUAAUAAACAGUGGUGCACUGAAACAAUCGGGAUUUGAAGGAGCAAAAAGAUCAUUGAUAUACAAGCUACUGGAGAAAGAAGAGAAUAUUGUUGAAGCUGGGAGGAAUAGUAUUCUCAAUAGUUUGAGAAAAGUGCCGCCCAAUUUCACCAAAACAUUGUGCGAAAACAUUUGGAAUACUUCGGUUGAAGAAGUUCUUAGAAUUGGUGGACCGAAAGUUUUAAAAUUAUUCGAGAAAUAUAAUUAUGUGAUAACUGCGCAUCCGUUGAAGGUUCCCGAAAUGGUGAAAGCAUUUCCUAAUAUUCGAGCGAUUGACUUUUCUGAAAUACAAUAUGUAUAA
This is a messenger RNA of Caenorhabditis bovis, 2967 nucleotides long. Lineage: Eukaryota; Metazoa; Nematoda; Chromadorea; Rhabditida; Rhabditidae. The record is from the annotation of a GenBank genome assembly.